AUGUUUUCUGACUUGCUGUAUACUGAUAAGGCUCUACCAGUUCCAGUGAAAGCAGUUGAUUGUACAUAUGAUCGACUUGCCCAGCUGCUGAAUGAGACCCAGGAUAUAGUUAGUGGUCCUGCUGCCGCUGCCCUAGGAAGAACAGGUGAUGUAAAACCUGGGGCAGUCAACUCUACUUUCCUGCAGAGUAACAACCAGAAACUUUUGAACUCUACUUUUGAUGGAGAGCAGCCUCCUGCUCAGAAGCUGGCCAAUAAUCCCAAUGCAAAUGCAACCUUUGAUCAUAAGCAUAUGAUUGCUGCAACCAACAAAACAUUUGACAGGUUGGAGCACCAAAUGGCAGCAAAUACAACAUUUGAAAUGGCAGACAACAAUCUCAUUAACACAACCUUUGACAGGAAGGAAAACCAGCAGGCAAAUACCACCUUUGACUUCCAGGCUGGUACUGAAGCGAAGAAUGAAAAUCUAAAUAUAACUUUCGAGAAGGGAGAAUACAGGAUUCCCUCCAUGAAUGAAACUGUCAACUUGAUGGAUGCAGAAGGAGAUGUGUUGAAGCUGAUUCUGGACUCCACUCCCAAAAAAUCAAGCAAAGCCGCACCUGAAGCUGCUUCCACUCCUAAAGGAGCAGCCAAGCCUCAAAUAGCUUCCAAAGGAACGAUUACCAAAGAUCCUACACAGUCAUUCCUUCACCGCAUGUCAUUGAAUUUAAGGAAUGAGCAAGUCAAGGCUGCUGUACCAGAGAGCAGCCAGCAACCAGUAGCAGAGCCACAUUCUCACACUCAAGCACCGAGCAAUAAAAAUGCUGUUCCAGGUUUCAAAAUGGGACACUUGGACCAGCAGGCAAUGAGCACCCAGCUGAGACGUCUUCACAAUGGCCCUACAGCUGUGCGCAGUACUUCAGGUCCAAUGAGGGCCUUGCCAAUGCAUGCUUUCCCAUUACAUCAAAGUUGUGGAAAACAAGUGGAAAAUGCAAUCAGUCCGGAUGAUGAAGGCAUUACUGCCCUUGAUUAUAACACUCCUACUGAAUCUUCUAUAAAAGAUGCAAAACCCACUUUUGGAUCAAUAAGUAGCAUUGAAAAUGAAAGACCAUGUACCCCUGAUAUAGGAAUAGCAAUGGAUCAUCGAACAUCAACACCAGAUGUUUUCAGGCCUGGCGACCCUGGCAGUGGGCCUCGAAUUACCAGCACUCCAGCAAUGAGAGGUGGCGUCUUCUCCAGAAUGGUGGGCAUGGAUGGGCCUGCUCCAACGCCCAUCAUCGCUCCAAUCCCACGACUUCAGAGAGUUGUUAGCAUUGCCAGCACAGGGUCAUUGCCAGAAAGUUGUCAAGAUCCUCAGUGGCCUGGACUAUCACAUGACUCCACUAAAGACAGUAAGGGUGGCAUUGGCACUCCAGCAAAUCAUCAUUCAGGAAGAGCCAUACAAGCUGUUAAGCUUAAUCAUCGGAGUGGGGUUAAUCUUAUGGCUGAUUCUAAUGAAGUUGAUAUACAAGAUAAAAAGUCUGAGCCUCUGUUACAGAAUGAAGAUUUUGAUAAAGUGAUACCUUCACUUGAUACAGGAAAAGAAGUGGAGGAGGAGGAGAUUGUGGACAGUCAAAGACUUAUCCAAGAUGGUGAUAAACAAGGUGCCAUAAACAAACAAUUCCCUGCAGCACAAGGAAAUUCCCAGCAAGCAUGUGAUGGCUUACCAGGUGAAACAGUAAGAAGGAAGGAAGUAACCAAAGACUUGAAGAAAGAUUGUCAAGAAAUACUAAACAGAACAUUGGAUUUACAACCUUCAACAGAUGUAAAUGUUGAUGGAAGUCAAGCUACAAACAAUGAGAAUGAGAUUAACGUAGAAGAGCCUGAUGUUCUUGCUGAAAAAAUGCCAUCUGGAAAUGUGCACCAGUCUGAGUUCAGAAACAACACAACAAAGCCUCUAGUUGACCAUGAAGUAAGAGCUGACUGUGAGAAACAGAUAGAUACUGCUGUCAUUACAAAAAGCCAGUCUAGUAGUAGUAUUGAAGUGAAGGCAAAUUAUGAAGCUUCUGAUGCCUGUGAACCUGAUUUACCUAUUAAUAUUAAUAAAAAGAACUCAACACUUAGCAUUGUGCCGCAAGUCAUCCAAAGUAUUCAGACUGAAGUUUGCUUAAAUGAUACUUUUGAGGCUGAGCAGUCAGAUUCUAGUGCCAAAAUAAAAACUGAGGAUUAUCAUAUUCAGAAAGACAAUAUUCCAGUAGAUAAAAAUAACCUCCCAGAAGGGCCAGGAAAAGAUAUUUGUGCAGAGAGCAAGGUCAACAAUAGCCAGGCAGAAAAACCUAGGCCCAAACGAAAUAAGAGUGCUGAAAGUAACGAGUCCAGUAACAAUGAAGGAGAGUCCCAUACUAGUAGUGAGAUGAAUGCUGAGCCCAACAGACAGACUAAACUGAAAAGAUCAUCACUUACACAUGCAAGAAAGGUGCCAACACCUGUGUCAUCCACAAAACCCAAUCUUAAAACUACAAAGAAAUUAGAUACUAGUAAAAGUAGUACUUAUAGUAAUACAAGUUUUUCAAAGACAGACCAGAAAACAUCAAUGAAAAAGGUUGGUGGUCAGUCAUCCAGACCUACUGCAACAAAUAACAAAAACCCACAAGCCAUGGCAAGACCUGCUUUAGGAAUUCGCAGGAGUUUACCUCAUUCUAGUCCAUCUCAGAAAUCCAAUAACAGCAUUACUAAGUCAAAUAAAGAGAAUACCCUUGGCAAGCAAGUUGAUGGAAAUAUCAAACAGCCAGAAACUCAGAUUAAGAGUAAGCUGUCUUUAACAAAAGGAAUUAAUCCACCAAAACGAACAGUCCUUGGCUCCUCAAACAUUCAGAUCAGGAAAAGCAUUGUUGUUCAGCCUGAGAAACAGAAAAAUGGACUUGCUUUUACAAAAAAUUCACCUCUCAGAGCUAACACUGGGGCUUUAAAAAAUAAAGAUCCUGGUGAAUCAUUAAAAGUAAGAACUAAAUCAGUCCAGUCUAAUAGCACAUAUGGACAAGAUAAAGAUAACAAAACCACAAGCCAAAUCAGAUUAAAACCACUGAGUAAGAGAAUGAAGCCAUCUUCUCCCCACAAGAGUCCAUCAAAAGCGGAGCUUAAACAACCCCAAAAGCUCCCACAGCCUACCCAAAAGAUAGCUGUAGCAUCCCAUACUUCGGGAUUUACAAAUAAACUGGCAAGGCCACAAAUGGCUUCAGGUCUUCAAACCCCUGCAGCCCAAAGCAAGAUUACGUCAUCUGGGAACAGUGCAGUUUCCAAGCUGCCUGGAUUACGACCUCUAUCAAAUAUUAAGCCUGUGGCAGUGAAGAGGGUUUCUGGGAUAAUGCCUCCCACUACAAACAAGCCAAAUGUGCUUCGGCCUCCAAGACCAAUGGCUCGAUAAUUAGUCAAAUUACACACACUGAUCUGAUGUCAGUAUUUAUGGGAACAGUGGCAGGUAUUUAGAUAUUGUUACAGUAAGGCUGUAUUCAGUGAUGAAAAUUGUUGGUAUUUGAAAAUGUAUCACUGGGAGUAACAUACCACAGCUAUUCUUGCAUUUUUAAAUGUACAAUGAGGUAUGUUGAGAAGUGAUAUUUGAUUAAUUUCUGAGACAACUAACACUUGUGAAGUAUUUUAUUGAUUAUUUAUUUAUCAUGUCCAUUCGCAUGAUGAAACCUGGGAAUUCUAUUUUAUCUGUCAUUUUAGUGUUUUACAUACAUUUAGUCUUCAUGCCAGAAAUUACUUGUUUUUCUUGGUGUAAAAAAUGCCAUAUUUUGAAAGGAUACAUAAUACAUAGGAUACAUACAAUGUACAUAAUAUUUUGAAUAAAGUUAUAUUUAGUGGA
Messenger RNA from Penaeus chinensis, 3822 nucleotides. RefSeq lists its product as uncharacterized. The record is from RefSeq and is a predicted model, not a curated record. The coding region runs from base 1 to 3381 and encodes 1126 amino acids. NCBI's taxonomy places the organism in Eukaryota, Metazoa, Arthropoda, Malacostraca, Decapoda, Penaeidae. The transcript is spliced from 8 exons.